CGGCGUCGUUUCUUCGCAUUGGCUUUGUUCUGCUUGGCAAAGGAAAAAUAAAAACAAAUGGAAAACAAAUCUGAUUUCCUUCCUUAUUGUUAGUUUUCAAUAUAUGGGGAAAAAGGUGUUUACAACGGCAAUCCAAAGCUGAAUAUUGCAUCUACACAGAACUGUGGAUUGAAAGAACGUUUGUGUUUGUUCGAGUGAUAUCAUUUGGCAAAAAUAAUCUAUUGACUGCAUUUGCAAACGAAAUUUUCAUGGCCAAUCAGAUGGGUGUAAAUGAGUUGCCACCGCUGUAAUGGAAAACGAAAUGGAAGACACUUUGGGCCUUCAUCGCCCCAGAGAACGUACACUCUCCAAUAUGUCUCAACAAUCUAGUCAAAGCUUAAAGAUGAGUUUUCCCCUAAUGACGAGUGAUUCUGGUCUAUAUACGUGCAGUUCGAAUAAUAGUGACAUUACUAUCGAAUCUGAUUCCGAUUCUUGGAAUGUCAGCUCAAGUUCAGCGAAGGAUAAAAAACAACUUGAGCUGGCUAUGCGGGACGUGAAGAGGCUUCGCAGUGAACUGGAGAGACUAACUAAGUCCGAACAUUGGUACAAACAAGAAUUACGCCAGCAGAAGUCCACCAGAUUGGAAGAUCUCGAGAGAAUCUACACGCAAGAGAGGAAAUACAUGCAAGAGAAUCAGAGGCUGCAAAAGGAAUGUUUGCGAGUCUACGAAAAGUGUACCGAGUUAGAAAAUGAGCUACAAAGGCACCAUCAGGCCACAAAAGAAAAUAUUGGCGACGACACGCCUAUUGUGAACGAUGAGCUAACACAAUUCGAAAUGCAACAGCAGUCGGCGCUAAUAAAUGACCAACAACAGUUGAUUAGCGUUUUGAGGAAGCAGAAGAAAACUCUUCUGAAUGAUCUUAAAACUCUUACAGAGGAAAAAGACGAUAAAGUUGUGGAGUUGCAAAAACACUUGGCUGACCUGGAGCUGGACAACAAACGCAUUACGAAAAAAUGCACUAAUUUAUCGAAAGAGCGUUCACAACUGGCCCAUAAUCUGGAAGAUACAGGCACAAAGCUUUCAUUGGCUUUAGACGAAAAACUGAACUUACAAAAGAGUGUAAUCAGUCUACGGGAGCAGUUGGAAAUACAAGCACAGCUUGUCAAAAUGAAGGAAAACGAAAUCACACAACUGCAAGUAGAUUUUAGAGAUACAUUAAAGCACGAAGACAAUCUAGAUAAAGUCCAUAGUCUAAGUUUAAAGUAUCAGGAAGACAUUAACAGUAAAUCAUUAGAAAUUAUCGAAUUAAAAAACCAGCUCAGUUAUAUGCAGGAAGAAUUGGAAAACUUACAACAAUUGCAAGCACAAAAUGACGAACAACAAAGGCACAUAGAGCAACUCAAGUUUUCUCUGGAAGCGUGCCAAUUAGAGUUACAGGGAAUCAAAAAGUCUGAAUUGCUUAAGUCCGAACAAAUACAAGAAUUACAACAGAAGACAGAAAUGCUUCUCCAAGAGAAUGAUGAAAGGCACAAACAGUUGUUAAGACAAAGACGAGAUUUCGAUAACGCAUGCCAGGAACUAAAAACCACAAAAGAACAAUAUUCGAUUGUAAAUGAACGCUACAAAGAGACUCAAUUCAAAUUGGAACUGCUAGAAAUUGAGCAAAGCAAGCUAAGCUUCCAGAAUAAAAAUGACCAGGAAGAGAUAAAACGUCUUAGACUGAAGCUCUCAGAAUAUCUACACCAGACCUCAGAGCUGGUUGAAAAAAUGCAAACGCUGGAGGCUGAACUAAAGAAGGUCGUUGACGAAAAUGUUGUCCUUAAAUGUGAAUUUGAAACGAUUAGAGUCGAACUACGUCCUUCUAAAACGGAAAACAAACUAAAUUCACGUGAUUCAACAGAAUUCAAUAAUGACUUUAGGCAACUUUCAAAGGAAUUUGAAAGACUUCAAAAUAUUUUGGACGAGCACAGCGCCUUGAUGGAAACACAGCCUUUGCAACAAGAAUGCUUGAAGUUCCCAGAUGUACCAAUUUCCAACGAUGAUGAGUAUCUGACGAACCAAUGCAAAAAGUUGCGAGAAAACACAGAUCUUCUACAAAGUAUUUUAAAGGAAAAACAAAAUUGUAUCCAUGGCUUGAACACAUCGCGCUUUCAACCAAAUAGCGUACACGAACAAUUACUCAAUGAAAAUGAGUCUCUUAAGAAGCAAAUAUUCGCAAUAGAAAGCGAAGCUACUUCUCUUAAAAUUAAGCAAGACAUAAUUGACAAGACGCAAAGGUACAAUGAAAUGGAAUCUCUUUUGUGUAGGCAAGAGGCCAAGGAAAAAGAUUUGCUGAGAAAAUUGCUAGCCAACGACUCAAAACUAUAUAAAUUGGAAAAACAAUUAAACGAGUUUCACGAAACAGACGCUCUGGUACAAGAAUUGCAAAUGGAAAAUCGGCUAUUGAAGUGCAGCUUGGAAGAAGAAAGACUUCUGAAGGCUGAUUUGAAUACACAACUGAUACAAAUUAAGUGCCAAGUUGAAACAAUGAAAGAAACGUUGGAGCAGUACAACUGCAAGCAGAAAAUCACUUUUCACAAAGCUGUUCAAUGCGAUGAUUUUGAGGAAAAGGAAGAUGUAUAUCUUCAAGUUGACCAGCUGAAGAAACAAAUAGACGAAUUACAACAGAAACAAAGUCAAUAUGCCGAAAUCGAAUUGCACAAAUCGAACGAACGUUUGCAACUUUUGCAAAAACUAUCCGACUUACAAAGCUCAAAAAUGCAAAGCCUACAAGAAAGUCAAAAUGAUUGGGAAGAUAUGCUAAGGGCGAUUAACACAGUCCAGAAUUUGGAAGAAGAAACCCGAAGAGAACUCGAAUUAAAAAGAAUGGAGCUGGAAGAGCUUAAUCACGUUUUUGCGGAGCAAAACGAAGAACUUAAAAAGUUGGAAGAAUUUACAGCUUACCUAGAAUUUAAGAGACAGCAAGAAAGAGAACAGCUUAAAGAAACAUUCCAAAAGGAAAUCUCUGUGAUGAAAGGGCAGCUAAAUGACUAUCAACAAGAAGUUGAGAAUCAACAAGAGGUCAACCGACAACUCCAGCAACGAAACGAUAGAAUUCAAGAAAACUAUGAUGAAGACUAUGCGAUGGAAAUCGCCAAUUACCGAAAAGAAGUGCGUUCACUGAAAGCCCAGGUACUUAGAACUACAAAUGAAAAAGAUGAUAUGUUGGAACGCAUAAAAGAAUUGGAAAAUGAACUGCACACGAUCAAACAUAGCCAAAGAGAAGCUAUAGUAAUGCCGCACUUCGCUAUAGAUGAAGAUUCCAACAGUACUGAAGUAAACAGCAACAUGUCCAUUCUUAAGACCAGUGGCUUUGACGAGGACCAUUUGCGUAUUCUGACGAAAGUACUGGAAGCGGAAUAUGCGCGAAAAAUGCAAAGAUACGACGAACAUAUACACUCAUUACUCACAAAUGUCAAGGCAUUGAAGAAAUCACUUCGGAACAAUGAGGAAAAAACUGCAAUUUUGGGUGAGGAACAAAGUAGAGCAAAUGAGGAGCUUAAAGACUUGCACACCACCAAAAGAAAUUUGGAAGAGAUGCGUUUUAAAUAUGAGCAAAGCCAAAGCACAAUACAGAAACUCAGACGUGAAUUGUCUUUGGAAAGAAAACGGUUCGAGUCUUCCGAUAUGGGCAAAUCUUCGCAGAAUGAUAUGUCCAAUUAUGAAGUUGCUAACCUGAUUGAUGACUAUAAGAAGUUAAUACGACAAUCGGCUUUGGCGACAAAGAGACCAUCGAAUAAUACAAUUCAUGAUCUAAUCCAACGUAGCAGUAAGUGUGUGCCGAAUUUCAAAAAUUUAGAAACAAACAUUGGCGGUUUGCGAUGCGAUCUACAAAACUUCUUGUCUAUGUACGCCCAAAAGAUGCCCUCCUCUUCGCUUAUAACUGCUGCUUCCUUGACUGUCCCUCCCUCACUGAUGGACGAAUUAAGAGCCGCUUCAGAAGGCUUCUAAACUAUCCUACAAUCCUCCACCCAUUCUCGACUAAACCCUACUGUCAAGUGCCAAUAGUAUAAUUUUAUUGUACAAACUUAACCUAUUUAUUGUAUUUAUAUAUUGUGUUUACCUAUUUGGUAUUUUUGUUUCCUUUUACAGUUCUGUUGAAUCUUGUGUUCCUGUUAUUUAAAUAUGUAAUUACCAUAAAAAGACAAAAAUAUACAUUUACAUGUUCUGAUCCGCAUUGAA
Messenger RNA from Stomoxys calcitrans (stable fly), 4201 nucleotides. Its product is annotated as interaptin. Lineage: Eukaryota; Metazoa; Arthropoda; Insecta; Diptera; Muscidae. The coding region runs from base 290 to 3970 and encodes 1226 amino acids. The transcript has 4 exons. The record is from RefSeq and is a predicted model, not a curated record.